AUGGAAAAAGUCAAAAAACCCCAAAUCUCGCCUACUAUCCGAAGACACUCAUCCAACGUGAAAACGUAUGACGCUAUUCAAUUUCGGGAUAAAUUGAGAAGAGGUGUAUCCCUAGAAAACAUUGGUCCCCAUCGUGUCUGUUUCUAUCCACAACCAACACCAUCCCAUCGCAAUACACCAAACGCAAAUCGUCCGGUUAUUUUCUCAAAGAAUCCCAUUGGCUCAGCAUCGAAAAACAUCAGCCGAAAAGUUUCCAGUUACUCAAAAAUGUCAAGUUUGGCGAGAGUUGCUUGGUCCCACUUAACUAUCACUACCCCAUCCCAAACACUCUUACCUUCUACCGACAAGGUGACCACCACCUACCAAAAGCAAUACACCGACAUGACUCCAUUCAUCAAGAAGAUCGUCAAGAACCACCCUCGUGUGCUCGUCUACUACGGUGACACCGACAUGGCAUGCAACUUCAUGAUGGGACAACAGUUCGCCGAUCAGUUGGGACUCCGUAGAACAUUGAAGAAGACUCCAUGGAAGUUCAACAGACAAAUCGCUGGAUUCAAGACACUUCCCGGAAGUUAG
This is a messenger RNA of Caenorhabditis remanei, 576 nucleotides long. RefSeq lists its product as uncharacterized. The record is from RefSeq and is a predicted model, not a curated record. NCBI's taxonomy places the organism in Eukaryota, Metazoa, Nematoda, Chromadorea, Rhabditida, Rhabditidae. The transcript has 5 exons. Gene Ontology annotation, molecular function: serine-type carboxypeptidase activity. The coding region runs from base 1 to 576 and encodes 191 amino acids. Gene Ontology annotation, biological process: proteolysis.